This is a messenger RNA of Rotaria sp. Silwood2, 801 nucleotides long. The record is from the annotation of a GenBank genome assembly. NCBI's taxonomy places the organism in Eukaryota, Metazoa, Rotifera, Eurotatoria, Philodinida, Philodinidae.
AUGAAACAAAUUUCGUUAACCGUUUAUAAACGAAGUACACGUUUAAUUGGAGUUUUUGUUGCAAUAAUUAUAUUAGGUAUUAUUCGAUGGUUUUUUGAUGGAUCAGCAAUAUUUAAUACAACUACGUCUUAUUCAUUGUCUUCUUCUUUAUUAAUAAAUAGUAAUAAAAAUCAAAUUGUUUUCUAUCGUCGACAAACAUGUUCAUGCACACGACCUAUUCUUCAAUAUCAAUCUAAUCUUAUAAUUAUUGAUGAAAAAUCUUCAUCUCUUUGCAGUCAAUAUUCAACAUUUCGUGGGUUUCAUCAACGUAUUAUUGCUAUUAGUAUGUAUGGUCCAAAAGAGAAUGUAAUAUUUAGUUUCAAUAGGUCAUUAUAUUUCCUCUAUGAACUUAUUGAUGAUAUGAAAAAAACAUAUCCUGGUUGGAUUUUACGAAUAUAUCAUGAUGCAUCAAUUAAAGACGACAUUAUUUGUCCAAUUGAAUGCGCUCAUAAUAAUGUUGAUUUUUGUAAUGCAAGUUCAUUAGGUAGUUUAGGUAGUGUAGACAAAUAUAUUCCACCAAAAAUUUGGCGCUUUUUACCAGCUGGUGAUCUACUUGUUGAUAUAAUGGGGAGUCGGGAUCUUGAUUCACCAUUAGCACAACGUGAAUUAGAUGCUGUUAAUCAAUGGUUAUCAACAGAUAAAGCAUGGCAUGUAAUGCGUGAUCAUCCGUUACACACUGUUCCAAUGCUGGGUAUGGAUUUCAAUAGUUGUAUACAUAGAUUAGAAAACUUUAGUGACCAUAUACAAGAACAUCAUUUUUGA